Annulohypoxylon maeteangense is the source of this 1224-nucleotide messenger RNA. Its product is annotated as CI-B8 domain-containing protein. NCBI's taxonomy places the organism in Eukaryota, Fungi, Ascomycota, Sordariomycetes, Xylariales, Hypoxylaceae. Bases 76 to 717 code for a protein of 213 amino acids. The transcript is spliced from 3 exons. Gene Ontology annotation, molecular function: structural constituent of ribosome. Gene Ontology annotation, cellular component: mitochondrion. The record is from RefSeq and is a predicted model, not a curated record.
AUUACUUUUACCUCGCGCCAGCCAGAUCGAAAAACUUGAUUGCGAGCCGAGUAAGCUCGUAGGAGGGUUCUCAAGAUGGUGAAUCCCGGGAAGCGUAUGAACAUAUUGCAACAAUUACUAUCAUUACGUCAAGGUCCAGGUGCAGCGAUACUACCGCCCGAGAUCACGCGGAUACAUCUACAUUUCGCCAAAAGAUGGAAUAAUGGUCACAUGGGGCCUAGGAGAUUCUGGAGAGAAUGUCUACCCCGCCUCAAAUUCUGGAACCCAGCAGUCCCAAUGCUCGUCAAUCGAACAGACGACAAUUCGUCACCAGCCAAAAUGUCCAUCUACUUCCGACAAGAAGCGCUGGAUUCCAAUAAACCCUCCACGCUCAUCAGCAAGUUCAACUCCCUACCUCUCGCGCAGCAGGCGCACUCGAGCAUAAAGAAUGAGUAUCCAGCGCCAGAGCCCGAGGAGGGCGAACGCGUGGUCACGAUCGAUAUGAGACAGGUACAUUCGGAGACCAUCCUCAAGGAAUUCAUGGCCAAGACCGGCGCCACGAUAGUGGAGCCUACCUUCGACGAGUUAGCAGAGAUGACCAACAUAAAGCAGCGUGAACAGAAGGCUGCUCUCGACCGUGCCGUCAUGAGGAAGUACAUCGACGACAGAAAGCGCGAGGAGCGCAUGCUGGCUAUAGCCCGACAAGAGGCUGAGGCCAUUAGGCUAGCUAACCAGUAAAAGUAAGUUCCACACUAUCAAGUUCCGAAUUUCUACUAUUCCGGUCCAGACAGGAAGGGCCGGGAUAAGGAAAUGCCUUUUUCUGGAUUGGAUGGAUUGAGAUAAAAAAAAAUGAAGAGGGUGAGGUGAUAUUAAGGACGGGGCCGGGGCCGGGACAUGAGCGACGACGAAUUAUUGGAAUGAAACGAAACGAACCUCACCUCUUCGCGUCCGAAUCGUCGCGCUAUUUGUACCAAGACGUGUAUCAUACGAAGACUCAAGGCGUAUAAAACUAGAGGGGUAUGUACAUGAAGAAAGGAAGUAUAUACAAGGCCUUCCACGAAGGACGGUGCCCACGACAGGAGACCUAAACGCUACCUAAGGUAUUGAAUGAAAAAAAGCAAUUCCAAUCAACGAAGGGGAGCAUCAAGCUCUCCCUCUCGUCUUCCCUCCCCCCUUUUGUGACCAUUAUCCCCUCAAAAUUCCUACCCCGACCUUUCGUCACACGGAGAACACCUUGCAUACACU